GGAAAUGGUGGAAAUGACGGGCUCGUCCUGAACCUUGACAUGGUCGCGACCAGUUUUGAUUCUGUCGCUUACACUGUCCCAGUACUCGUGGGCUCAUCUCAGCAAAACUUAUCAUUGCAAGUCGAUACUGGAUCAUCUGAUCUUUGGAUUGCAUCUACCUCAUGUUCAACGUCACCCUGUUCAGAUACUAAAGGCCGUCUUUACAAUCCAAAAUCCUCAAAUCCGACUGGUCAAUCAUUCAAAAUCAAUUACCUGUUGGGUGCCGUCAGCGGUCCUAUAGUUUGGGAUCAAGUGCAGUUAGGUACCUACAAUAUCUCUAACCAAGCCCUUGCUGCUGCUACGUCAGUAACCAGUGAACCGCUAUCUUACAGUUUUGAUGGCAUACUUGGUCUUGCCCUCCCUCUCAAUUCUCUUAUCGCACAAACUAUCACACCCCAAACGAAUAACGACGCAGACGGCGCUGCUCUCUCGUCUAACAUCUUCUCCAUGACACCAGAUACAACCGCACCCUCCUCUCCAUUUUUCUCGCUCGUCCUUGCCCGCCCCGGAUCCAGCGCUCUCCCCUCCCUCCUCGGCAUCGGUCGCCACCCCUCCUCAAUUGUCCCUGACCCAAGCAAAAUUCUCUAUUCUACCCUCAUUGCUGAUGAUGUCGGCAUCCUUUACUGGAAAACGACCUUACAGGCAAUCACAGUCUAUGUAAAUAGCGAGUCAAAACCCGUCACACUUCCCCUGUCGAUAAGUGGCAAUGGGUUUCCAACGGCUCUUCUUGACUCUGGAGUUCCUACGAUUGUAACGACAUCUAAUAUAGCUAAUGGAAUAUAUGGCGCACUUGGCAUUGGUGUUGCGUCGGAUGGUAAUUAUUAUGUACCAUGUCGCACCCCGCUCAAUUUAACAAUCACACUCGCUGGUCAACCAGAACUUCCAGUUCACCCUCUCGACCUUACCGCAGAGCCGUCAGGGCAAUCCACUGCUCAGUCUUGCAUUGGGCUUAUCCAAGCUGACGACAACGCAUUGUCUGCUUAUACCAACAUCGGCGACAUGAUACUCGGAGUUCCUUUUAUGCGCAACGUUUACACAGUCAUGGCCUACGAGCAACCAAACUCGAAUGGCACAUUCGAUACGUCGAUUCAUACCGGGAUCAACCCAUCUCUUGGUCUGUUAGGCCUCACGAAUGCAACGUCAGCUAUGGGGGAAUUUAAUAAAGUGCGGCUUUUGAAUCAGCCACUGGACCCGGGACAGCCGUCAAGUACUACUAUUCCGGAUGGUGGGAAGAAGCUGUCAGUCGGUGUCAAAGUUCUACUUGGCCUCGUUGGGUUCGUGGGGCUGUGUAUCUUACUCUUCCUCCUUCGGUGGUUCCUCACGCGGCGGAAGUGGCCUCGUCGGGGCACUGAAGGUGGCGCUCCAGGCCCCAAAGAUGACUUCGCGGCUUACCAGCUUGCAAGGCGAAAUUCGCAGUCCAGCGUUGAUGGCCCGUCAGAAAAUACGCUUCGUACCCUCCGAUACGAGACAUAUAUGCGUAAGAAGUUGAUGUCAGAGUAUACAAUGAGCAGUGGACGGACUCGCGUUGGACAAGACCCGGAAGGUUAUGAGGAAGAUAAUGAGUUUGGGAUUAAAAUGUCUCAUCGAGUAAAUUCUGGUCUGCCCGAAGUUUGUGCGGAUGAGCCAUGGGAGGAGCAUAUGCCUCGCCAGCCCGACUUAAGGCCUGACACGCCAACUUCACCAGAUUUCUUCCCUCCGGCUCACCAACGCACUGCGAGCGAGUUAGCUGGCGCUCCGCCAAACAUAUCGGUACCUCUUUUGGCACACAGGAAAGACUACUCUCGCGCAGACGAUUUUAUGGAUGGUAUUGACAUGGCUGAAUUUGGGGGACGGAGAGGGAGCAUGGCGGGUGUUGGGACGGCUGCUAGGGGGAGUAGGAUUGAUCCUGAUUUGAGACAUACGCGUGUGGGGAGCGACGGGAGUACGGGGAGUGGCAUGAGUGUAGGGUCACGGUUUUCGAGGGCUCCUGUCGUGGCUCCUCGAGAAGAGCCAGGGCCUCCGCAUGCGUCUUCUGAAGAGAAUGACGCUGGCCGUGGGGGACCAUGACAUGCUUAUGAGUGCGAGUGGUGAUGGCAUGUUAUCGCAUUGCACUGUGGCAUAUUUAUCCACUGUGCUACUUUUCCUAUUUCUCUUUUCUUUUUCUUCUUAUCACGUCGCUCUUUUGAGGUUGUAGUUGUUCCGAGUUUUGAUUAUGCACAUCACACUAUCAGAUCCUAGCCGUUUGGACUUUCGGACAGUCUGGUCGGUACAUAUUAUACUUGAUGCUUAUCUAGCGGAUCGAUGUAAUUUAUGUAGUGAUAUAUUCUAUUCCCAUCUGUUUCUGUG
Messenger RNA from Serpula lacrymans var. lacrymans S7.9, 2364 nucleotides. RefSeq lists its product as uncharacterized. Lineage: Eukaryota; Fungi; Basidiomycota; Agaricomycetes; Boletales; Serpulaceae. The record is from RefSeq and is a predicted model, not a curated record. The transcript has 5 exons. Gene Ontology annotation, biological process: proteolysis. Gene Ontology annotation, molecular function: aspartic-type endopeptidase activity. Bases 40 to 2085 code for a protein of 681 amino acids.